AUGUCCGCCCCCACCCAAUACGACACCAUAAUCAUCGGCUCCGGGCAAGGCGGCACGCCUCUCGCCCGGGCCCUUGCGCUCGCAAACCACAAAACCGCACUCAUUGAGCGAGAACAUAUUGGCGGAUGCUGCGUGAAUGAUGGGUGCACGCCGACCAAGACGAUGAUUGCGUCGGGGAGGGUCGCGUAUCUUGCUCGGAGGGGUGGGGAAUAUGGUGUUCAUACACCGAAUACAUCUGGUUUUAAAGAGGGGGAUAAUGGUAAUAAAGUGGUGAUUGACAUGAAGAAGAUCAGGCAGCGCAAGAGGGAUAUUGUGGAUUCGUUCCGGGCAGGAGGUGAGAAGAGACUUCGGGAUGCGGGGGUAGAUGUCAUUAUCGGAGAGGCAAGUUUUGUGGAUGCGAAGACGAUAGUUAUUAUGGACGGGAGCAAUGGGAAUGAGAGGGUUGUCAGGGGGGGCAGAAUUGUGAUCAAUACGGGCUGUCGGCCUGGUAAGGUUAUGCUUGAGGGACUGGAAAAGGUUCCGAGUGAAAAGGUGCUGGACUCUACGUCUAUUAUGGAGCUGGGAGAGGUGCCGCGGCAUUUGGUGGUCGUUGGGGGUGGGUAUAUAGGGGUGGAGUUCGGACAGCUAUUUAGGAGGCUUGGGGCUAAGGUGACGGUGCUGCAGAGAGGAGAGCAGUUGCUUCCCAGAGAGGACAGGGAGUUGGCAGACAUGUUGCUGGAGAUAUUCCGGAACGAUGGAAUCGAGGUCUGCCUGGAGACCACCCCGGUGCGGUUUGAGAAUGUCUCUGAGGGUGUGUUUGAUGUCGCAGUCGAGACACGGCAGGGGAGGGAAGUCGUCAAAGAAGCCACGCAUAUACUCUUUGCAAGUGGGAGGGUACCAAAUACCGAGCGACUGAAUGCUGCUGCUGCAGGCGUAAAGAUGGAUAAGAGAGGUUAUGUCGUGACAAAUGAGUUUUUGGAAACAUCUGCGCCGUCAAUCUAUGCCAUUGGAGACGUCAAGGGCCCGCCAUCCUUCACGCAUAUCUCAUACGACGAUUUCCGAGUACUCGGGCCCACAUUGUUGGAGUCUACAUCUACAUGUGAGCGGCUCUCGAUUCGAGAUCGAAUCGUCCCGUAUGUCGCCUAUACGGACCCUCAGUUCGGUCAUGUCGGGCUGCAUGAGCAGGAGGCAAGGGAAAGGUGGCCGGGCCGGAAGGUUCUGACUGCGCAGAUGCCAAUGAGCUAUGUGGCCAGGGCGUUGGAAACGGAUGAGACAAGAGGUGCCAUGAAGGCUGUGAUUGACGGGGAGACUGGACAGAUCUUGGGAUUUUCAUGCUUAGGCGUUGAGGGCGGCGAAAUAAUGAGUGUUGUGCAGACGGCCAUGAUGGGGAAUCUACCUUAUAAAAAACUGCAAGAUGCCGUGUUUGCCCAUCCAACUUUUGCGGAAAGCUUGAAUAACCUGUGGGGAUUCCUGAAAUGA
Molecule: messenger RNA, 1458 nt
Organism: Aspergillus costaricaensis CBS 115574
Lineage: Eukaryota; Fungi; Ascomycota; Eurotiomycetes; Eurotiales; Aspergillaceae
Product: mercuric reductase
Exons: 1
Coding region: 1-1458 (485 amino acids)
Molecular function (GO): oxidoreductase activity; flavin adenine dinucleotide binding
Source: RefSeq, a predicted model, not a curated record